Messenger RNA from Dermatophagoides pteronyssinus (European house dust mite), 1638 nucleotides. RefSeq lists its product as uncharacterized. The record is from RefSeq and is a predicted model, not a curated record. NCBI's taxonomy places the organism in Eukaryota, Metazoa, Arthropoda, Arachnida, Sarcoptiformes, Pyroglyphidae. Gene Ontology annotation, cellular component: nuclear periphery; anaphase-promoting complex. Gene Ontology annotation, biological process: protein K11-linked ubiquitination; anaphase-promoting complex-dependent catabolic process.
AUGACAAAUUUUCGUAAAGUUGGUGAACGUUUACUUCCACAUGAAGUUAAUCAUAUACGAAUUAAUCCAUCAAUGGAUAUUGUUGCACUGGCUUUAUCCAAUUCGGAUAUAGCUAUAAAUCGUUUGUUUUCAUGGCAACGUGUUUGGUCAAUUUCAAAACCGAAAAUUCCUUCAAAUGAUAGUGGUGAAAUUAUUAAGAUUAUCGAUAUGGUAUGGUCGAUUGAUGGAAAAAUUCUUGCCGUUGCUUAUAAUCGACCGAUUGAUUGUGAAAAUCGUUCGAAAAAGAAUUCUGAUUUAGAUUCUCAAACCGCAACAAAACCUGAAUAUGUUUCAUCGAUUGUUUUAUAUUUGAUUGAAUCAAAUCAACGUGUUUGUGUUCAUAAUUUGGAAUAUCAAAUUAAUUGUCUUUGUUGGCAAGUAAAAAGUUAUUGUCCGGAUUCGGAAUCAUCAACAACAAUGAAAGCAAUUAAUAUUGAUGAUAUUAAAUUACCAUUAGAUUCGAUAAAUAUACCUUAUGUUGAUCUUUGUAUUUGUGAUGAAGAACUAUUAAAUUAUCCAUUCAAUGUAACUACAUCGGGUAAAAGUUCGGUAAAAUCUACUGGUGGUGGUACAUACCAAAGUGAAACAAAUCGAAAUAAAAAAUUUAGUUCAAAUCUACCACCAUUGACACGGCUAAAUCGUCAAGAUGAAUUUGUAUCAUAUGAUCGAAUGAAUCUGUUGCAAAAUAAAUCAAUCAAUAUUCUCACUGUUGGAACUGAACAAAAUUCAAUACUUUUCUAUCUGUUUGGUUAUUAUCAAAUUUUAAAUAUUGAUCUUAAACAAUUUAAGAUUCAAAAUGAUAAUCAACGAUUAAAUCAUAAUCAAGAUAAUGGUGGUGACGGAAAAUGCCAAUCACAACUAAUGUUAUUUGAAACAAAAUUAUUAGGAAAUUUAUGGAAAGAAAUUUUCCUUGUUAAUCGUAUCCGUUUGAAUAUUGAUCUGCGUAUGGAUAAUCUUCGGGAUAAAAUUAAUGAAAUUUGUUCAAUUUGGUCCGACGUUAUAGCUGAUAUAAAAUCACGUUUAUCAAAUUAUCAAUUGGUUUUAAAUUUAGAACGUUUUUUAAAUGAUUUAAAUCGAAAAGAAACUUCGAAAUUAUAUCAUUCAUUUGAACAAUGUUUGGAUGAUAUUUAUCGUUUGAUUAUAACUAAUUUAUUGAAUACAUUAACACAGAUACUGUCGUAUUUGGAUAAUCUUCGAGGUAUGGCAUUGAAUGAUUUUCUAUUCGGUGAUCUGGGCAUUUCCAUUGAUAAUGUUAAUGAAUUUCGUCGUGAAAUAUUAUGGAUGAUGGAUAAAUGUAAUCAAUUAAUGACAACAUUAGAUAAUUUAAAAUGUAAAAUAUUGGCUAUAACAAGAUUAAUUUAUAAAGGUAUAUUUAUGUCACAAUAUUCAAUGGAACAACAAAAUGAAUUUGAAUAUUCAAAAUAUUGUGAUGAUCAUCUGUUGGAUAUUGGCCCUAAUAAUGCAUCGACAAUAUCGAUAUUUCGUUUUCAUCAACCAAUUCAUCGUGAUAAUCAUUUUGAUUUAUUACAAUUUAAUCUAAUUGGAAAUUGUUAUCAAAAAGAAGAUUCAACAACAAUCUAUUCAAAUCGAUGGCACUGA